This is a messenger RNA of Nicotiana tabacum (common tobacco), 809 nucleotides long. RefSeq lists its product as uncharacterized. NCBI's taxonomy places the organism in Eukaryota, Viridiplantae, Streptophyta, Magnoliopsida, Solanales, Solanaceae. The record is from RefSeq and is a predicted model, not a curated record.
UCAUAUUUUGUUGCAUUAACUCAAAUCUCAUUUACGUGACCAAAAAAAAGUACAAGUCAAGAAUUUCAACUUGUUCAUCUUGAACAUCAAAAUUAUCAAUUGAAUGGCUUUUUCAGAACCAGAAGUAAUAUGCAAGAAGCAUCCACAACACAAACAACAACCAGGAGUAUGUUCUUGUUGUUUAAGAGAAAAGCUCUCCAAAAUUAAUGGUACAUCUACAAUUAUGGCUGCACUUGCUUCAAUUUCUUCUUCUUUAUCUUCCUCUACUACUUCAUCCAAUUGCGUCUCGCCACGUGGAGCCAUCGGCCACCGUCGGAUCACCUCCGACGUUACCGGCGGUCACUACUCCUUUGUUACUCUCGCCAGCGGAGGCGCCGGCGGUGGUUUGAAGAAGAGUAGAUCAAUUGCUAUUGUUGCUAGAGGUGGUAGAGUUGGAAUUAAUGGAAAGAAGAAGAAAGAAGGGUUUUGGUCAAAGUUGAUCAAGUCAACGGGAAAAAGGACUAAAAGGGUAAUUGCACAUUGAUGAGUUGGAUUCAUAUUUUUAUUAGGUGGCAACGUCAAGAAAAUGUUAGGCAAUGAAUUAGGUGGAAACUUUGUAGUAAUUUAGUGAUGGAUUUUGUAAUUUAGUGUUGGUAUAAUUUGCACGUGUAAUCGUACAAAAAAGUGAGAAUCAUUUCAUUAUCUUGAUUUUUUUUUAAUGUCAUUUUGUUGCAUUGUGUGGUACUUACCACGAAAGAAACAUAUUGAUAUUUGUGAAUAGAAAAUGUGAAUGUUGAUAAUAUAUGAAAGUUCGCUCUGCCUUCUCUUUU